AUGGUUCGCUUGCUUAUAAAUCUCUCACCUGUAAUACCCUUCCGGUACCUGGCUGCCAUACCACUCAAAGGAAGCACGAUGGCUGGGAUAGUGCCAGGUUGCCCAAGGCUAGACAGGGGAAGUCGAGAGGCAUGGGUCGGGUUCAAACCACGGACCUUCCGGAUUCCUGAGUCUGAGCAAAAACGGACAGCGGCAUCUGCGUAUGAACAUCCUACAUAUCAGAAGGCUAUUGUAGGGAUCAUAUCUUCAAAACUUCGGCCACGGCUUCGUCGCAGGCUUUCAAAUCAAUCACGGUUGUACGGCAGUGAAGCAUCGGUGUUGAACACUGAUGUCAUGCUGUCGAAGAUGAUGACGCAACAAAUAAACCAUGCGCUAGGCGCUCUUCCGUGA
This is a messenger RNA of Opisthorchis viverrini, 390 nucleotides long. RefSeq lists its product as hypothetical. Bases 1 to 390 code for a protein of 129 amino acids. The record is from RefSeq and is a predicted model, not a curated record. NCBI's taxonomy places the organism in Eukaryota, Metazoa, Platyhelminthes, Trematoda, Opisthorchiida, Opisthorchiidae. The transcript has 4 exons.